This is a messenger RNA of Cyclopterus lumpus (lumpfish), 3804 nucleotides long. RefSeq names its product kelch-like family member 2 (gene klhl2). Bases 461 to 2278 code for a protein of 605 amino acids. The record is from RefSeq and is a predicted model, not a curated record. The transcript has 15 exons. NCBI's taxonomy places the organism in Eukaryota, Metazoa, Chordata, Actinopteri, Perciformes, Cyclopteridae. Gene Ontology annotation, molecular function: protein binding.
GCUGCUCAGAGGACCGUCUUUACCGACAUGUCCUUGUUUGUGCGUUUUAAUCAGCGAUUGGAAAAUAACAGGUAGACCUUGUCUGUCCGUCUCUCGCACCCAUAACCACCCGGGAGUGGAGCGCGAGAGAAGGAGAGCGUUAAGGGAACAAAUGAAACCACAAUAAACCCUCACUGACGCGUUCUGGUUGGCGUGGUUUUUUUCUUCUUCUUCUUCUCUUUCGGGAGGGGGGGUGGGUUCGGCCGACAGAACAGACCGACCGCCGGGGCACAACAGCCGGGUUCAGUCGCAACGUGUUUUGUUACUGAGUGUCACCGCAGUAGUCGCGCUGUGUGUUUUCUAUGAGCCGGGGGCUGAUUUCAUGGGGCUGCAGUCAGCCAGCCUCGCCGCCUCCGGACAGCUGAUCGCCGCGAUUCACGCUCGGAUUUAGACCCACCAGAGACGACAUUGUGGAUAUGGAAUGGUGCAUGCCGCUGGGCCAAGUUUUCAGCCUCUGAAAAACACCGGAAUCAUGGACAGUCAUCCGCUCUGCACCCGACUUUGUCCACACGCUCUGGACAAAGAAGAGGGCGUCGAGAGACCAGGUCCGGUCACGCUCAACCCUCGGCACAUGAGGAAGGCGUUCAAAGUCAUGAACGAGCUGCGCAGCCAGAGCUUGUUGUGCGACGUGACCAUAGUGGCGGAGGAUGUAGAGAUCUCUGCUCACAGGGUGGUUCUGGCUGCUGGGAGCCCGUACUUCCACGCUAUGUUCACAGGUGAGAUGGCAGAGAGCCGGGCGAAGCGAGUGAGGAUUAAGGAGAUGGACGGUUGGACUCUGGGCCUGCUGGUCGACUACAUCUACACAGCAGAGAUACAAGUCACAGAGGAUAACGUGCAGGCAUUGCUGCCUGCAGCCGGCCUGCUCCAGCUAAACGAGGUGAAAAAGGCUUGUUGUGAGUUCUUGAGCUCUCAGCUUCAUCCAUCCAACUGUCUGGGGAUACGAGCGUUCGCUGAUCUACACGCCUGCUCUCAGCUGCUCACACAAGCCAACAGCUACGCAGAGCAACAUUUCACCGAGGUGGUUGGGAGUGAAGAGUUCCUCAAUUUGGGCAUGGAGCAAGUGUCCAGCCUGAUCGCCAGCGACAAGCUCACCAUCCCCACAGAGGAGAAGGUGUUUGAGGCGGUGAUAGCUUGGGUCAACCACGAUAAAGAUGUCCGGCAGGAACACUUGGCCCACCUGAUGGAACACGUUCGCCUGCCGCUUCUCUCCAGAGAAUACCUGGUGCAGCGGGUGGAGGAGGAGUCUCUGAUUAAGAACAGCAGUGCGUGUAAAGACUACCUCAUCGAGGCCAUGAAGUACCACCUGCUGCCAGCUGACCAGAGAGCUCUGAUGAAAACUGCACGCACACGCAUGAGGACUCCGGCCUGCUGUCCGAAGGUGAUGGUUGUGGUUGGAGGCCAGGCUCCCAAGGCCAUCCGCAGUGUUGAAUGUUACGACUUUGAGGAGCAGCGAUGGUACCAGGUGGCCGAACUCCCGACCAGGAGGUGCAGAGCAGGUGUGGUGUACGUGGGCGGGUGUGUGUAUGCAGUCGGUGGAUUCAACGGUUCUUUACGCGUCCGGACGGUCGACUGUUACGACCCGAUGAUGGACCGCUGGACGAGCGUGAGCAGCAUGCAAGACCGGCGCUCAACACUCGGGGCCGCUGUGCUCAACGGACUCCUGUACGCCGUGGGGGGCUUCGACGGCAGCACAGGUCUGUCGACAAUCGAGGCGUACAACGCGAAGACAGACGAGUGGUUCCAUGUGUUGCCCAUGAGUACCCGACGAAGCAGUGUCGGCGUGGGUGUUGUCAAUGGGAUCCUGUAUGGAGUUGGAGGCUAUGAUGGUGCGACCAGACAAUGUCUGAGUACAGUGGAAGCUUACAACCCUAAAAGCAACGCAUGGAGCUACAGUGCAGAGAUGGGCACGAGACGCAGUGGAGCAGGUGUCGGUGUGUUAAAAGGUUUACUGUAUGCUGUGGGGGGUCAUGAUGGGCCACUGGUGAGGAAGAGCUGUGAAGUUUAUGACCCGGCCUCGAACAGCUGGCGGCAGGUAGCUGACAUGAACAUGUGUCGACGCAACGCAGGUAUGUGUGCUGUGAACAACGUACUGUAUGUGGUGGGAGGAGACGACGGCAGCUGCAAUUUGGCCUCUGUGGAGUUCUACAAUCCAAACUCGGACAAGUGGACUCUACUACCGACCUGCAUGAGCACAGGACGCAGUUAUGCAGGUGUGACUGUGAUUGACAAGCCCUUAUGACUGCUCUUGACACUUGCCACUGAUUUGAAGCAGAACGUAUUCUCCUGCUGAAUACUGAUCUUGGAUCUGUCUACGAUGCCGUUGCUUGGAUGAUGUUGGGCGGCAUUGGCACAGGCACUGACGAAGACGAAGAAAAAUGACAAGAUUGUUGUUGAGGACGAAGAUUUUUUUGCACUUACCUGAAAGGGGGAGCUGUAACAAACGGAGGGGAAUCGAACCCGUGUUUGAAUCCCCUCCCGGCAGGACUGCCGCUGGCGACUGGACAAAGCAGUUUGAAGCACCACUGCAGUGUCAUUGAAACGCUGCUGAUGUGAAACUACUAAGCUCCUUUAACAUGAGUAAUGUUAACAUGAACCAGCUCUGAGAGAGACCACUGAUCCAAUAUGGGAGAGGAAGGCCGAGAAGGACCAUUUGGGACUGAAGUCUUUGUUUCUCCUUUUGUUUUUAUUGUGUGUGUGUGUGUGUGUGUGUGUGUGUGUGUGUGUGUGUGUGUGUGUGUGUGUGUGUGUGUGUGUGUGUGUGUGUGUGUGUGUGUGUGUGUGUGUGUGUGUGUGUGUGUGUGUGUGUGUGUGUGUGUGCACGCCUGCAUUUAAAGGUGCUCCUUUGCUUACACAUGUGAGCAUGUGCGUUUGUGUGCAUCUGAGUCUCUGUGUGUGGUGACGCCUGGUCCGACGCCGCAUGAACGCACUCUGUCUGACCUCUGACCUUUUUACAGUGUUGCAGUGUGGCUGUUCAAGAGUGCCUGAAUGUCAAAUUCCAGCCCCUCUCCUUCCCCGUUGUUAUGCCUCAAGUACUGUUACUGGACAGGGCGCAACUGUUCCCGGGGAUUACAUUCGAGAACCCACUCCAGAUCGAUGAUGAUGUGUCGGUCGCGUCAGCCCGCAUGAAUUCAGAACGGCGACGCGAGAAGCAUUUGCAGAAAAUGUACAUUUCUUCUUUAAAACAAACAAACAAAAAGUUGACUUUAACUGGAACACCUCCCUUCUGGCGGAGGAGAGGAGUCAUCCAUGUUGCCAAAAAACAGUGAUAGGCCGAGGGAGAAGCUGUUUGAGAUGAAAAACAGCUGGAUGUAUGUAUCAGUGCUUUACUGUCACCCCGGCAGCCAUCUUUGUUGUGGUUGUAGCCACUAAUGACAACGACAGCCUGAACUCGCUGCAUGGUCCCUAAACUCGAACCUCCUAUCCUUCAACGGUUCCCUCUUCCUCCUUCGGUGUAGCAACCCUAUUAACUUCUGCACACCCUGACGUACUAUGAAUGUGCCAAUUUGAAUAUGUCUCUUCAUUUCUGUCUCUUUACUACUUUUACUAAUCUGUUCUCUCUUUCUGGAAAGUGACCAAACCUACUCUUGAUUUUCUGUUCUUUCUCUUCCCUCUCCGCCUAUAUUGAAACAAAUAACGCUAUAAUAGUAACUGGUAUCGCUGUUUUCUUGUCAGUGUAUUGAGGAAUGUCAUGUAGGCUUAUGACUUUGAAAAUGUUUCAUUACUUGUUUUAUAUUAUCAUUAAUAAAUAUGCUUCUUGUAUUUAAA